CUUGUGCAUGAGCAUGUGUGUUUAUGUGCAUGUAAAGAUAUCCAGUGGAAUAUAUUAUGUGUCCAGUGUUUGCAUGCACAUACUGUGGGGUUUGUGUGUGCACACUUUAAGUUGCCAUAGAGGCCAGAAGUAUGGUGGCCCAGAAGUCUAGAGCAGAAUGCAAAAGCCACAACACCAUGGGAGCGUGUGACAACGGAAUUUAGAGACAGCAGAGGGUUGACAUCGGUUGCCAUGGUGAUGUUCACACUGUGGAGAUGGUGACUGUUAAUGUUCUGUCGAGCAACAGGCUAUGGAAGUGUUGAGUGAUUUCCCAAUUAAAUUUUAUUUUAAUGAUCUGUUCUAUUGAUUAACCAAUAAUUCCAACAUUGCUUCAUUAAUAAAUACACCACUGCAUGAUUACUGCGUAGCACUUGGCUUUCUCGUUUGAUUCUUUUUCAUUAUAUCCUUUCCUCAAGGACUUACAAAUGAUGGAUUUGUGGCCACGGCACACUUCGAUGUCACAGUGUUUGACUACACUUGAGUUUAUGUCUUUGACUGAGGGAUUUCUGCCUUUAGCUGGCGUUUGGAAUUUGGCGAUAUUUGUACCCAGAAAUUUCAUUGGACCUCAAAAUGCAGUUAGGUGCAUGGGCAUUGACCUCGUCAUAGUUGAAUUACCACUGAGUCACUGACCGACAUCUGUGUCAGCGAGCAUGUAAAUCAUGGUGAUGGUGAGAAGAGUUUUUGGUUAAUGCUCAUGAUAGUGAGCAAAUGCUGGAGGUUCUUAAUGGGCUGCUAGAUGAUUUAAUGAUGGAUCUUUGUUUUACAGCUCUGAGGUCAGCAUGAUCUCUCAUUGCUAUGACUUUAAUCUGAAUGUGUUUUAGGACCAGUGAGUAUUUUCAUUCUUCAAGAUUAAAACUAAACAAAACCAGAUGGUUGGGUUUGGGUCUAUGAAUACACACAAGAAGAGAGGUUAGAAAACAAAUUGAGUGAGAACAAAAAAACGUAAUUUGCUUCCCUGGUUUAGUUCCCUCUCCUCUCAUGUUCUAUAAGGCCUUAUGGCAAAACUCUGUUUAGCUCAGGUUGAGUAAGUCACUGACUUCAGUUGUCAAUGUUUUUUUGCUCUUUAUUCUCCAGAUUUCAGGCUCUUGCUAUACAGUUAAGGUAGUUGCUCUCAGAGGAGAGUUCUCUUCUGAUCCCUGCUGAACUUUGCCAUGCUUUUAUUAUCCAUUAUGGGACUCUGGCACUGAGUCUGCAGUCGACUAAUUGUUGUGUGUGUGUGUGUGUGUGUGUGUGUGUGUGUGUGUGUGUGUGCAUGUUUAUCCGUCCAGACCUUUUACCUGUUUCUUUCUACACUAAUUGAAAAGAGCAAUACUGUUAAAGUAACAGGAAACAGACCUGUGACAAAUAACCCCUCAGAGUAACUGAUAGAGAUAUUUACUCUAAUAUGUGAUGAGGAUUAUUAUUAUUUCUUCCAUUUGUUUAUUUUUUUUGGUGUGUAUGGAAUAUCUCAAAUGUGCCGGUCGGAAAUAUAUUGUGAAUUUGUGAUAAACAGUUCAUGCUGAGAUAUGCUUGCUUACUGUUUUUGAAAUAAUGAUUAUAAAUGUCACAGGCAUAAAGCACAAAUACAGGAAGGCUGUACUGGUUUAUAUUGACAGCUGUGUUUUGUAUUUUGUCGUUUGUUUUGUAAUGAUUGAUUGAAAGAAUAUAUUAAUUUGACCACAAGUGGUUUGCUUAACAACCAGUUGUGGCCCAAGGUAAUGUUUAUCCAUCAUAGUGUCAACCUCGAGGCUGUCCUGAUGUUUCUCACGUAAAUGGCACUUAAAGUUACACAGAGCGAUGUAAACAAUUUUUUUUUUUUGGUAUGCAAAGCUAAACUAUCAAUUUGCCUUCUACUUAAAAACUUGAAAGGUGUGAUGUUAUAGAUGUCAUGGUAACUUCUCAUAUUAUCAUCACCAGUUCCUUUCUAUAUAAAUAUUGUACAUAUUGUUAGUGAUGAUAAUACAUUUGCCUUAUUUGUCAUGUAAUGAGAAACACAAUGCAUCUGUCCUCAGAUUAAUCUUUUAUUGUGUACAUGCACAAACAAGCGAGAAUUCGUGAUGAGCGCAGGGUUAUUUAUACAAUAUGUGCACAAUAUGGAUGAAAAUAUGUGGCUACACCCCCCUGUUCUGUAUUGUUGCAUUCAUGGUGGUCUGUGCAUGUCAUCUUUAAAUGUAAAUAAUGAUCCAGCUUUACAUGUUCAACCUAUUUUCUUUACAGGCGCGCUCAACAAAACAUGAAUACAAUUAGGGAUUACAUUGAUCAAACUCCUAGAGCUUUUCAUUUAGUAAAUCAUUUUUCCACUCCUUUUUUCAUGCAUCCCUCAUUAUGCGCUUUAACUAUUUUCAUGUUGUUGUUGUUGGUGGUAAAGGAGGCCUGUUGUGGUUGAUACGCAGUUGAAUGCUCAAGCAAGUUAGUGCAUGUGAAUGUGUCAUUCUGGCAUGAAUAAACAUUGUGAAUGCCAGGAAUACAGUGUCAUUUGAGAGAGUUGUAAACUCAUGUGUUUACUGCUUUGUUCAUCCCUCUCCUUGCAGAGAUCAGGUUACCACCACUGCCCUUUUCAAAGAGGCCACAAACGCCGCCCCACGCAGCAGAUCGAAGGCUCCACCCAGCCUUCCAUCAGAGAUUAACUCUUGAUCACACAGGGGGAAGUCGUAUACAUUUUUUCAGUGAAACAAUCCUUGUCUUACAGAGAAUGUCUUGGCCAGGCACAACAGAUAAAAAAAGCUAGCCUAUGCAGCUAAGUCUUUUUGUUGCUGCUGAGUGAUUCAGAUGUACAGCAGUGUAACACAAAUGAUUUAAAAUAAAUGAUCAUCCUAGUUCAUUUUCAUUCACUCAGGAAUAGUUCAUGUCUGUCCCACCACAGUUGACGCUCCAAUAUGUCAUCAGUCAAUCAAAACACCUGAGCCGCACCUGAGCCAAUCACCUUUCUCCACCUUGGAUCUAUGAGCCAAUCACCUUUCUCAACCUUGCAUCUGCCUCAUUUCCUGUGGAAAGAGGAAACACUAUACAAAUCAUUCACAUUUUGCCUCGCCAGCCACAGGAACUGAAGGAUCUCACCUAGCAGUUGAAGCCCUCUCAACUAACUUUGGGGAUUGCAUUUGGAAACCUCUGAUGCAUCUGGAUGUUGGUGAAUGGAACCUGAUUGGACAUUGUAGAAGCACUGCUAAUGUAGCAAUGCUAACAAAGGCAGACCUCAGUGAAUUACUCGGUCUGAAGGACUACAUGGGGGUCAUGUACUUCAUUACUCUGGCUGAGAGAGUCGUACCUUUGUCUGAUGAGCACGUCAAGGUGACAGAGGAAACGUUCGACGGAGUGGAGGUGGUGCUCUACCAGCCAAAGCAGCCGGGUGGUGAAACUGAGCUCAGGAGAGCUGUCAUAUACCUGCACGGCGGAGGAUGGUGCCUUGGCAGCUCCCGGAUGAGUCCAUAUGAUCUCCUGGCCAGAAAAACAGUCACUGAGCUCGAUGCAGUUGUUCUUUCCGUGGAGUACCGCCUCGCCCCUGCUCACCACUUCCCUGUCCCGUAUGAGGAUGUAUACCGAGUGGUCAAACAUUUCCUCCAGAAGGGGGUGCUGGUCCAGUACUCUGUGGACCCAGGACGUAUUGCUGUGUCUGGGGAUAGUGCUGGGGGAAACCUGGCAGCUGCAGUCUCUCAACAGUUACAAAAAGAGCCUGGACAGCAGAUUCAGUUGAAGGCCCAAGCACUCAUCUACCCAGUGCUGCAGGCUCUGGACCUGAACACUCCUUCAUAUCAGCAGAAUCAGGACAUGCCCAUCCUGCCCCGCACCCUCAUGGUGCGUUUCUGGAGUGAGUACUUCACCAGCGACAAGGCCCUUUUCAGAGCCAUGAUGGCUAACACCCACAACAACCCGGAGUCUUCCAGCCUGCUGAAGUUUGUCAACUGGAGCGCGUUUCUGCCAGAAACAUAUCGUAGAGAAUACAACUACAGUGCUCCUGCGGUGGUGAAGGGAGUUGGAGGGGCGGCAGUUGAGAUGGAUGGACCAUCUCGAUCUUUAGCUGACCCGAGGGCGUCACCCCUGCUGGUUCCAGACACAGCCUUACGCUCUCUGCCCAAGGCCUACAUCAUAACAUGUGAGUAUGAUGUUCUCCGAGAUGAUGGCAUCAUGUAUGCCACACGGCUCCGUGCUGCUGGUGUCGAGGUGUCACAUGAACACUACGACACAGGAUUUCACGGAGCGCUGAUGUUCACCGUGUGGCCAACUGACUUCCUGAUUGCUCGUCGUAUGACAGACAACUACAUGAAAUGGCUCGAGGAAAACUUGUAAAAACUCUUGACUGUCAUAAUCCAUUCCAGUUUUUUUCGCCACGGUGCACCAAUGUUUUGUUAGGUACAAAUUUCCCCCAUCUGGUGUUUAACUUUAUGUUGUUACUUUCUUUCUCCAGGGUCAUGCUCAUUUAUUUUCCCACUUUCCCAUGCAUUUCCCCACAUUAGAUAUCAGGUCGAGAAACAGGACUUUGAAAGAAUAUUUCAGAUUUGUUCACAUAUGGUAGCUUGAGUGGAACACAUUGCAUCAUCACUCUUGCCACCCUGUAAUAUCCCAAAAGUUAAUGUAUAGUAUUGAAUUUUAUUUAUUUUUUUAGCUUGCUUUCUGGCCAUGCGUGGUGCUGUUCAUUCUUGUUUGCUCUUGCAGGACCCGCUAUCUGUGCACUGCAUCAAUACCAAUCAUAUUUGUUAGUAAUUCAUACCACUGGAGGUUUUAAGAAUCAGGAUCAAUCUUGGCAAAAGCUUAACAGGGUUUUCACAACAACAAAAGAAAUUCAGUUUGGCUGAAAUAAUCAGUUAACACUGAGCACAGCUGGAAACUGAGACCUGAGAGUGUUAUGAUGUAUUUGCAAAGCCAUGUAAAGGUUUCUGGCAUUCCGUCAAACAUUGACAAGUGGUGUUCUCUUAAAUACAGCAACACUUUUCCUAAGAGUACUUUUAGCAACUACACAAACGUUGCACAGAGCUCAUAUGUGCUGGUAUACUGACACAUUUUAUUUGCAGAGUGAAUGGCAUCUUAAUUAGCAAAACAUGUUCUUUCAUCUAGUCUCAUUUCCAAAAUAAAAAAAAGUUUUUUGCCUGUUUCCAUUAUAAAAGCUGCACAUCAGGGCUGCACACAAAGAACUUGGAUUAGCCACAUUCCACACAAAGUAUUGGUGGUUAUAUAAGUUAAUUAUUAGUAAGGGAUGAUGCUGUAACAACCUCAGAACAUGCUUCACAUCAUGCAUACACACAUUUUUGUGAUUGAGCUAAGCUCAGUGAUGCAUGGCCCACAGAAGGAUAAUGUCUAGGAAUAACUCCCUAUAAUACCCCCCCCCCCCCCCCCCCCAUUUAAAAAGAAGAAUAAAUCUAAUUUGAACCAUGAAUAUGACCUUCAACAUACUAAUAAUAAAUAUGCUAGAAACGACUUUGGUUCCUGUUAGAGGAAGUUGCCAGACAGGUCGGUCAAGUUUAUAAAUGGCUGGCAUAAAGAUGCAUGUCUCCGAUCUAUGUAAGUGUGACUGCAGUUUUUUUUUGUCAUCGGACAAUUUUUUUGUCCCUGAUGUCCACAUAUGUCUUAACACCAUGCACUUGUCUCCCCGUUUUUAUCUUUAUGCCUGUGGGUGACAUCAUCCUGUGACUUCUCUGCUCAUGAACUGGCUAUCUAAAAGAUAACAAGAGAUAAAGGUUAAAAUAAGCUGGCAACAGCUGGCAGUAUCAGCUUUUAGGCAUGUCUUUGUUUCUUUUUUUUUACACUAUCUCAUUUAGAAAAAAAUAAUAAACAACCACAUGAUAUAUGUAACAUUUCAAACAAGUCAGAGCUUUACAGAGAAACUUGGCUCUUGCUUAAGCACUGCUACAUUUUCAAUUGUAAAUACGACUCUGUCUUUUAUUGUUUUGGAUUCCCCACUUGUAGAGUGUAUGAUUAGAAUUUUUAAAUGUUAAUGUUAUCUGACAAUAAAUUAACUUGACCUUUCACCACUGAUUAAUUCUACUUUGUGCGCAUCCUCAACUUCUGUGUAAAAAAGAGAAACAACCUGGAAUUAAAAGAGAAGAAGCACAGAAGUCUUUUGUCCAUUAGACACAGUGAAAGGGAAGUAAGAAUGACGGGCUGAGAAACAUAUACUCUAUAGACUGACUCGGACAAACCAAAUCCUCUUGGCGCUACAUUGGCGAAGCAUCCCCUGUUGGAUCUGUGAGUCGUUCGUAUAGCUGAGGUAAAGUUAAUCUGCAAACGUUCUGCAGACAUGUCCACAAAUCCACCAAUAUGCACACCUACACACCUUCUAACCAAGAGGUUGGGGGAAAAAAACAAACAUGCUGCUGGUUUUCUCUAGAUAGUAGAGAGGAUGAUGCAUGAGUGUGAACCAACCACUUACACAUAAGUACGAUUGAAAUUGAUCAACAUUGUUCAUUAGGACAGAAACCAAACAACUCCUGGGUGUAGAGCGGAUUAUUCAUGCACUACACUGUGGUGGUCAUAUUCUGUUGUGUACUGGCCUCGUCUGCAGGUGUGCAUGCAUGUACUUUAUGCAUUUAUUUUUCCCUAAGUAUGUUAAAAGGAAUGGCUGUUCUGAAAUCCCCUCAAAGCUAUGGAGUGCUAAUAAAAGUAACGUGAAAUGGA
Scophthalmus maximus (turbot) is the source of this 6624-nucleotide messenger RNA. It is a transcript of the gene aadac, whose product is annotated as arylacetamide deacetylase. NCBI's taxonomy places the organism in Eukaryota, Metazoa, Chordata, Actinopteri, Pleuronectiformes, Scophthalmidae. Gene Ontology annotation, cellular component: membrane. Gene Ontology annotation, molecular function: carboxylic ester hydrolase activity. The record is from RefSeq and is a predicted model, not a curated record. The coding region runs from base 3130 to 4302 and encodes 390 amino acids. The transcript is spliced from 5 exons.